AGAGUUCUCAUACAGCUAUGGGACAAAAAAGCAACUGGACCUUUACACCUUCUGCACUUCGGGUUUGGAAUGGGAUCAGUCCUCGCUCCGCAAAUAGCAAAUCCAUUCCUGGCAGUGUUGGCGCCGUCACUUGAAAAUGUCACUUCAACUGUAAUGCCAAAUAUAUCUCUCGUACAAAAUAUUUUGGUAACAUCGAUACAAAACACAUCACCCUUUCCGCGUACAAAUAGUACUAAUAAAAAUACUACAAUGGAAUAUCUAAAAGAAUCCAAGAUAGAGACAGCAUAUUUGAUUGUUGCAAUCGUCAUAGCUUCCGUAUCGAUUGUGUAUUAUUUUUAUCAGUUCUGUUCUCGGCAUAUAAUUUUAACUCCAGAAAAACAAGUUGACGCCAAGGAGAGUAACUUUCGGAAAGUUGUAAGAUUAGUCGAUCCCGCAACAUGUACAGAUGGUGAUAGAUGGUUUGGUAUUCAAAUUUUCAUUGUGUUAUUUUUGUGUUUCUUUAAUAUAGGCGGUGGUGACGCUUUGUAUGGAAAGUUUAUAAGAAGUUAUUCCAUAGACAAACAUAAAUUUUCAGGCGAUGACGCAUCCCUCAUAAAUACCGUAUACUGGAUAAGUUUUGCGGUCGGUCGAUUUAUUGGUAUAUUUACCGGACGGUUCAUACCAAUUCGUAUCUUACUUCCGGUUGAAGUGUGUGGAACUUUAGUUACAGGAAUUCUGUUAGAAAUUUUUGCGCAUGAAAACGACUUGGCAUUAUGGAUUUUAACUAUAAUGAUGGGAUUAUGUGUUGGGCCAAUAUUUCCUUCUGGCUUAGGUUGGGCUAAUGCUCACCUUGAGGUCACUGGAGUAGCCAUAACGUUUAUUGUUAUGGGUAUGGCUUUGGGUGCCAUGUCAUACCUUUGGGUAAUUGGAUAUCUCUAUCAGCAUCAUGGUUAUGACAUGUUUUUUCAUCAAAUGACAUUUUAUGGGGCAAUUGUUCUUUUCUUUACAAUUUUAAUGACAAUUAUAGUGAAAAUGCAUAGAGGGAAAUUUGAAAAGAGAGAAAAAGAUAUGCAAAUCGAACAUGAAAAGUCAGAAACGAAAGUAUAUGUGACAACAAGUGUUACAAAUUUGAUACCAGACUUCAAAGGCGUAACAUCUAAUGAACUCAAUGGAUACUAUAAUGGUCUCGAUUCUGAUAUAAUAGAAGACACAAGACUUUAA
Messenger RNA from Mytilus californianus (California mussel), 1200 nucleotides. RefSeq names its product sodium-dependent glucose transporter 1A-like. Lineage: Eukaryota; Metazoa; Mollusca; Bivalvia; Mytilida; Mytilidae. The transcript has a single exon. The record is from RefSeq and is a predicted model, not a curated record. Gene Ontology annotation, biological process: transmembrane transport. Bases 70 to 1200 code for a protein of 376 amino acids.